AUGGCUCGUCGCCGCAGACCCCCUCGCGCCGGCGCCCUCUCCGAACUGCAGCCUCUCAAAAUCGCCGCCCAGAUCGCCACGCUACAAGCCCUCUACUACCUCGCCGCCCUCGUCCUCUUUCUCUUCACCACUCUCGUCGCCGGCAUGCCCUUUAGCUUCGACCUCAUCUUCACAUGGGACCGCGUACGCGGCGACACGACGCAAGGAUGGCUCAUGGCCUUUGUAUGGCUCCUCGACGGAGGCUUCUGCAUGUCCGUCGCCAUCGUCAUCCUCAUCGCGCGCAGCAAACUCGUCCCCGACUUCGCCCUCACCAUCCACUUCCUCCACCUCCUCCUCACGACCCUCUACACGCGCUCCCUCCCCCGCAACUCCAUGUGGUGGCUCACCAUGGCCGCCUCCUCCGCCGCCGCCGUCGGCCUCGGCAUGUGGGGGUGCCGCUACCGCGAGCUCCAGCCCGUCUUCUUCCUCGGCGGCAGGAUCCUCGGCUCCGGCACGUCGUCGGGCGGCGCCGGCUCCUCCUCCUCUUCUUCCUCCUCCAACAACAACAAUAGGAGCCCAGCCGCCGGAGGAGGACAAGGAGCUGGGGGCUCGCUGCCUCCCGACCUAGAGGAUGGCAUGGGCGGGUCGAGUUCCGCGGGGGAGUAUGAGAUGAGCAGGCUCAAGACUUUGACAUAA
Messenger RNA from Trichoderma reesei QM6a, 675 nucleotides. Its product is annotated as integral Golgi membrane transport protein. Gene Ontology annotation, cellular component: Golgi membrane; trans-Golgi network. Gene Ontology annotation, biological process: Golgi to plasma membrane protein transport; protein localization to Golgi apparatus; Golgi to endosome transport. The coding region runs from base 1 to 675 and encodes 224 amino acids. The record is from RefSeq and is a predicted model, not a curated record. Lineage: Eukaryota; Fungi; Ascomycota; Sordariomycetes; Hypocreales; Hypocreaceae. The transcript has 2 exons.